GCCCGGCUGCCCGUGCCUCGCCGCGCCCGUUAUUGGUGCAGGAGCCUUCCACGCCUCCACUCCCCCUUCCCAUGGCGUCCAGGGAUCUCCGGAGGCUGCUCGACGGCGCCGCUCUCGUUGCCCGCGAGGCCGCGAGGCGCUCCUCUCCGCGCGACGUCCUCAGGUCCGCGCUCCUCGCAGCGACAGACCUCCUUACCAGGGGCACCCUGCGCCACCCGCAGCCCCCUGCCGGCGGUGGGCCGCACCCCGCCACCGAACCCUCCCGCCCCACCUCCUCCUCGGUCGUCUACUUCUCCCACGACGACGCCGUUGCGUCCCCGAAUGACCCCCCAGUGGAGACGCAGCCCCCGCCGGCGCAAGAAUUCCCCCACCCCGCGCGGGUGCAGGAGAUCAACAGCACAAUUACAACCGCCGCAGUCGCAGCUGAACCUGAUGCCGUUGCAGCGACCAGGCCCGAAUCCGUGGCUCCUCAUCGUGAGCCCUCGCCUUUGCCCUCACAGGCUCCCCCUUCGCCCCCACCGGUGCCGGUGGAGAAGAGACGGCGGCCGCGGGAGCGGAGGGUGCCAUCCACGCCCUUCACAAGAGCCCUCGGGUUUGCAGGACUGGGCGCUGGGCUCGCGUGGGGCACUCUUCAAGAGUCAACCCGCAGGAUGGUGUACGGCACGCCGGUGGACGCAGAGGGAAAGAGGUCCGCGCUCUCGCCAUUCUUGUCUGACCAGAAUGCCGAGCGUGUUGCCCUCGCCCUCUGCCGUAUGAGGGGAGCGGCGCUCAAGGUGGGGCAGAUGCUGAGCAUCCAGGACGAAUCCCUCGUUCCCCCACCGGUGUUGGCAGCUCUUGAUAUUGUUCGUCAAGGUGCUGAUGUUAUGCCGAGGAAGCAGCUAAAUUCAGUCCUUAGUGCGGAACUAGGGCCAGACUGGUCAUCCAAGUUGAGGAGUUUCGACUAUGAGCCGCUAGCUGCAGCAAGUAUCGGGCAGGUCCAUCGGGCUGUUUUGAAGGAUGCAUCAGAUGUUGUCAUGAAAAUACAAUACCCAGGGGUUGCAGAUAGUAUAGAAAGUGACAUCGAGAAUGUUAGGCUACUCUUAACUUACACAAAUCUCAUCCCUGAAGGUCUUUUUCUUGAUAGAGCUGUGCAGGUGGCAAAGCAGGAGCUGGCAAGGGAAUGUGACUAUGUGUUAGAAGCAAGUAACCAGAAGCGUUACAAAGAAUUGCUAUGUGACACCGAUGGAUUUUAUGUCCCUAAGGUCAUUGAUGAAUUGUCUAGUAAGAAAGUGCUGACAUCAGAGUUUGUUCCAGGAGUUCCUAUUGAUAAGGUUGCACUGUUAAGCCAGGAAACCCGCAACUAUGUUGGUUGUAAAUUGCUUGAGCUUACAAUAAAAGAGUUGUUUGUCUUCCGAUUUAUGCAGACUGAUCCAAAUUGGAGUAAUUUCCUCUAUGAUGAUGCUAGGAGGCAAUUUAAUCUGAUUGACUUUGGGGCAGCCCGUGAUUUUCCAAAGCGUUUUGUAGAUGAUUACCUACACAUGGUACUUGCCUGUGCAAAUAGAGAUCGGGCUGGUGUGUUAGAUAUGUCAUGCAGACUUGGAUUCCUUACAGGUGAGGAAUCAGAAGUCAUGCAGGAUGCUCACGUCCAAGCGGCCUUCAUUGUUGGAGUGCCAUUCUCAAAAUCAGGCGGCCACGAUUUCCGUGCAAACAAUAUCACACAUAGUGUUUCGAAUCUCGGGGCUACCAUGUUGAAGCAUAGGCUGACCCCACCACGAGAUGAAGUUUACAGCCUCCACAGAAAGUUGUCAGGUGCAUUCCUGGCUUGCAUUAAGAUUGGGGCAGUUGUCCCUUGCAGAGAAAUGCUGUUUGAGGUUUAUGAGCAAUACAAUUUCAGUGAUGACUGUUCAGAAGUAUUGUCCAGUGCCGGAUAAUAUCAAGAAAGCAGUACUCCUUUUUACCUUUCCUCUGAGAAUUCCUCAAAUAGUUACAGGUUGGUUUCAGCUCAGUUUUUCGAGAGCUUGACGACACCUUCCAUUCAAAUUUUGUACCGGAAAAUGUGAAAAAUUGUAUUCUUGGUGUGAAAAGUGGUUGGAUUCUGUUUGGAUGAGCUCUGCAGAUAUUUCUCCAAUGUACUCAGCUUUCAGCGUUUCACUAGAGACCAUUUUAGUUGAAAGAAUAAAGACAUCAGAACGAUAUUUCUGUUUGUUAGCUCAUUAUUGAUAAACCUUUGGCGUGCACCGCUCACAUGAUUUAAGUUGUAACUGCGUAUUCCAUUUGCUAGAGCAAUGAGAUUAUGGUUGAUGAUGUAUUAUUCUAAGCCAACGAAAUUGGUUGGUUGUCAUUACCUGGUGAAAAGUAGAACAUACAUAGAACUGAUGUCA
This is a messenger RNA of Phragmites australis (common reed), 2360 nucleotides long. RefSeq names its product protein ABC transporter 1, mitochondrial-like. Gene Ontology annotation, biological process: ubiquinone biosynthetic process. Gene Ontology annotation, molecular function: kinase activity. NCBI's taxonomy places the organism in Eukaryota, Viridiplantae, Streptophyta, Magnoliopsida, Poales, Poaceae. The coding region runs from base 72 to 1910 and encodes 612 amino acids. The transcript is spliced from 8 exons. The record is from RefSeq and is a predicted model, not a curated record.